AGUGGCUGGGUGGUAAACAACAACACGUGCAAACCUGCUGUGCCGCCGCCUCGCCGCCCUCCACGAUACAUUUUUCCUCCUCGGCCGCCCUGCACCCCGCGUACCCGAUGAAGGUGGCCACUCUGGAGCACACUUAGUGACCGCAGGUGUGUUAUGCACCUAUACGGGUGCCCUGCGUAUCAUUAAUCCAGAUCCAGAUCCAGCUCUCUCACAGUUGGGUCGCACCUCAAAAUGUAGUGCAUCGUGCCACCAGCUGCAGGGUUACUAAAAAUCAUCUCAAUUUUAUUCUCAACACCCUGAAUUAGUGCCACAGAGACCAUGAAGUACCACAAUGCCACAACCCCACAGCGGCAGGCCCACCGCGCCACCAACACCUUCACCUUCCGCGGCUUCGGAGAAAAGGUGCGCAGCCUGAGGGUCUCCGGCAGCAAGUUCCUCCUGCGCCGCCCCACCACUGACGAGGGAGAGGAGGCGACCUUCCUCCACCAGGCGCUGCUCAAGGCCAGGGAGCUCAACCUUACACAAGCUUUCCAGGAUGCACAAAAUGACCUUGGUGGUGAAGUUCAGAGCCUGGCCCAGCUGGUGCACCAGGAGCAACAGGUGGCCGACUGCCUGGCCUGUCACCUGGCCCAGCCCGACACCCCAGCCCUGCAGCCUCUUCUGGACAUGCUGGUGGCCUUUGCCAGUGACCUGCCGCAGGAGUUCUACCAGCGGCACUUCUACCGCCUGCUGCCAGUGCUCGUGGGUCAGCUGUCAUCGCGUGAGCCAGAGCGCCUGGAGGCUGUUUUCCUGUGCAUAGCAGCGGUACUGGUUGUGGUGCAGCGGUACCUUCGCACCGACCUGCCCCGUCUGUACCACCAAGAGGGGUAUGCCAGUUUGCUGUCACCAGCACACCCUUGGUACAUCAAUGAGCUGGCAGCACAGACCCUCACCUUUGUGGUGCGGAAGGCCCCAGGACAGCCAGCUUUCCUUCGUGGUGCCCUCAUGGGCCUGGGCCGAGGGGAGGGGGGGUCACAGGGGCUGGGCCGGCUUCUGGCAGCAAUCAUGAAGGCUGAUGUGGUGCAGCGGCUGCACAGCACAGCGGGCAGCACACUGGCCACACUCCUUUCCCUGUUGGGGGAGGCCAAGCUUCCUUGUGGCCCAGCACUGGACAGCAUUACCUAUGCAGUACAACAGGUGGCCCACCACAUCACCACCAAACACCCAAACAUAGCCACCUGGCAGACUGGUUGGAGUCAGGAUUCAGCCCUGGUGUGGCCCACACUCUGGAAGGCAGUGGCUGGCCUGCUGCCCCCAGCAGAUGCCCAUGCUGUUCAGCAUCUGCAGGCAGUGAUGCAGGUGGUGCAGGCCUGGGUGAGCUUCAAGCAAGCUGUGCUGGUCACUGAUUUGCCAGAGGCUCUUAAGCAAUGCAUAGCUGUGGCACAGUGCCAGAUGCCAGAAGAGGUUGGUACUAUUGUAUGUGACACUGUGACUGUGCUCCUUACCUCACCUCACCAUCAUUGCCCCAGCACAGUCCUGCACCAGGCCCUGCACAGCCUCUUGGCCUCUCCCCUCACGCACAGCAUCAAGAUCACCUUUGUCGGCAGCUUGUUUGACCUUGACAGGUUUGAUACAGAGGUGCUGCCCGAGGUGCUGCUGUACCUUGAUGGCCUCACUAAGUCUACUGUGGGCCAGGACAUGCAGCAGGAAGUCUUGGCCACACUGGCCACCCUUGUUUUGAAGAAGCAGCCACCAUGUAAGACUGGGGUGGACCUGCCUACUUGGAGACCCUACCCUCUUAGUUUCUCCAAGGCAGAGGAUCCCAUUCCUGCACUCAUUGAGGACAGAAUUCGGGCUGGCCUGGAGGAGGAUCUUUCCAACCUGGAGGAAGUGGCCCUGUGCCUUAUAGUGGUGGCCCAUGUGUCACCACUGGACCAUCAGGAGCUGGCCCCCUACCUCAGCUGGGCAUUGUCGCUGCUGCUGGACACACUCACUGAUGACACUCAGAGGCUGGUGGAGAAUGACAGGCCAGCACCUGUUAAGAGGAAGGGGAAGGCAAGGGCAGAGGUCACAGAUGCCCUGGAUUGCCUUGACCUCAACGUGAAGUGUGACCUGCCGCUGGCCACACGAAGAUCACUGGCCAUCUUAGGGGUGCUGGUGGAAGCCAUGGUGCAUAUUCUGUCAAGGGAGGACUUCCUUGCCUGCCUCCUGCCACGCCAGCUUCUGGAGGUGGUGAAAAAGCGGCCACAGUACAGGGGCAACACACACUUCCUGCGGGCCAUGGAUCUCCACCUCACUGUGGCACAGGCUGAGGGUUGCUCUGAAGUCAUGAAUGAGGAGACUCUAAGGGAAGUGUACAGUAUCCUGGGCCCCUGUCUGGCCUCGUCAGAACCCCAGGCAAGGCUGCUGGUGCUCCAUACUUUUACUUUGUUCCCUCUAAAUCUGCCUCCACCCCCGGAGAAUGCAGAGGCUGUGGAGAGUGUAUUUGAGGUGAUGCUGAAGGCUGAAAGUGUGGCUGUCACGCCCUGGGACUACAAGAACCGUCUACGAUACUUGUCCAUGAUAGACGCUGACCAUGUGGCACCACACCUUCCCACUUGUGGUUUCUUCAAGGAAGCACCCCUGCUGCUGCUCCUUGGACAGCUGUACAUCAACUUUAAAGACAUAUGGGAGCCAGCUCUCAAGGCCAUUUCUGGCUAUGCCCACAGCUUCCCUGACUCUGUCUUCUGGCCACUUUGGUUCUCCCGCCUAACGAUCGCCUCACAUUUCACCAAACAGCUUCUCCAGGGGAAGGAAGUUGACCCUGACAGCAACCUUGGGCUUGAAUUUGAUAUUUUGGAGGACAUUUUUCAUCAUGUGGCAUCCCAUGAUGGGUUUGCAAAGGUCCCCAUCAAGCCAGACCAUCUCAAUUAUCGUAACCUGCUGUGGCGAGCAAUGGCAAUGUUCCCUGGGGUGUGUGAGGCCAGGAACAGGGACCUGGUGCCUCUGAUGUUCACAUUCUUGGAGGAGGAGCUGUACCCUGCAGACUGUACCAUUGCCCCCACACAGGACCUCACCCUCAGGACACAGGGAGAGGAGGACAUAGAGACACCAGAAAUUGUAGAAGAAGCACAAGAAGAAGAAAAAGAUGAAGUAGAAAAAGAAAAAGAAGAGGAAGAAGAAGACGAAGAAAAAGAACAAUCUUCCAUAGAUAAUGAGCAGUCAAGAGAGACACAGUCCAGCCCCUCUGAGGACAAAUUAUCCUCUCCUCAACCACCUUCCACUCCCUCUACUAAAAAAAGCAAAACCCCUCCCCAGCCCCUGACCACUGCCAGCCUGGUCCAGCCCCGCCGUGCCCCCAUCAAGUCUCUCUGUGAACUUCUGACGGUGUUUUCCAAGUUCCACAACCCACGCAUGGUGCUGCACACUGACCGCCUGCAGCACACCUACCAGCAGCUGCUGAGCCACCCCCUCCCGGCAGUGCAGCGUCUUGCCCUGGACUGUCUGAUGAGCUACGGCCAUGCCUACCUCACAGCCUACAAGGAAAGUCUCUACAGCAUCCUGGACGACCGCUCCUUCAAGCAUGCCCUCACACUCUUCAGCAUUGAUGGCAGUGAGCAGAGUGUGGAGGAACAGCACCGAUCAGCCCUGCUGCCCUGCCUGCUGCGCAUACUGUAUGGCAAAAUGUACCACAAGACUGGGCCCAACACUGCUGGCCGGGCCAAAGUGGCGGCCAGAAAGGCAGUGGUGCUCAGGUUCUUGGCUGGGGCUCGGGAGGCUGAGCUUGACACCUUUCUAGACCUAUCCUUUGAGGCCCUGGCACCGCACCUGGAGGGCUCACCAGCGGCGGUGGUGGCUCGCACCCGCACCGAUUUGGACCUGCAGAGGGUGGUGCCGCCGAGCCGCCUCCAGAGUGCCCUCACCACGGUGCAAAACUUUGUGGAAAAGAUUGGCAACUUGCUGAAAGAGCGUGUGCCUUUCCUGCUGAAGGUGACAUUGUAUGUGGCCAGCAUGACUGACGCUUUGCUGGCCCGGCGGGCCGAGAUGAGUCCCCGCCACGUGUCCUUCCUGAAGCACCUGCGUCAGCUGGCCCAGAGGCAGGUGGAGGCCUUCUUCAGGCAGUUUGUGGAGUACUCGUGGUCUGCAGAUGAGCUGGAGGCUGUGUUUGAAGCAGCUGUGUGGCCUGGCUUGGAGCGCCUGCCUGAUGAAGGCCUCUCCUCUCCCUCUCCACUGCUUGGGCUGUUCCGUUGCUGGGCACAGCAUGCCCAUUACAUGCCCCUUCUUGCCUGGCACCAACCCCAACGCCCCACCCUCACUCCCCUUCCGUACGUGGUGCGGCUGCUGCAGCACCCCAAGUGUGGCAGUGCUGUAGCCACUUCUGUCCUGACCUUAGUGGAGGACCUGCUCACCCUGCCCGACCCAGCCCCAGAGGAGGGCCACACACUACCCCCGAGCCCCCACAUGGUGGUGGUGGAGCGCCGGCCAGCCCGGGAGGCUGAUGGGGAUGAGGGCUUGAUGAACUAUGGCACGGCCCUCCUCACCCCCCACCUGGACCCCCUCCUGCAAAGCCUAGGCACUCACCUGGCCAAGCUGGGGCAGGGCCAGGCGAUGGCUACACGUGACCUCACCAUCCUGAGUAGCUUGACACGUUGGGUCACCAGCAAGGAUGUGAGCCAAGAGCUGCUGAGCCUCAUUGUGCCAGUGUUAGCUAAGCGGCAGGUCAAGAAGGAGGAGAAGGUUGCCCAGCUGCUGGCUGCCUGCUGCCACCUGCUUGGGGUGGUGGAUGACCCACAGCAACACCUAAGGCCACUUCUUUCACUGCUGGGGUGGGUGGGCCACCGCCAGGCACGAGAACACCUGUGUCAGGCCCUGAGUGUGCUGGCCAGCCAAGACCCGGCCCUGCAGCAGCUGGCUCUCACUGCCAGUGACCUUAAUGCCUGGAGCAGCCGGGCAGUGGAAGAAGUAGACUUUGAGCGCCGGCUGGCCAGGUACCGAGCCCUGACGCCCCUGCUGACCGAGCUGCAGCACAUUGACCUUCCACUCAGCCUGCUGCUGGUGCACCACAACAUGUUUGUGUUGCAGCAGGAGGAAGACGCAGCGCUGCGGGACGUGGCGGCCCUCUGCCUCACACAGCUGGUGGAUGCUUGUGCCCGCCUGCAAGAAACAGAGCAGCCCCUUGCCAAGCAGGUGGUGGUGGACCGCCUCCUGCCCUUGGUGCGCACAGCCCUUCGUGGGGAGCGGGAGGUGGUGCGGCUGGAGGCCAUGGCUGUGCUGCGCCACAUCGUACACACCUGCUCUGGCCUGCACCCACACCUGACAGACCUGCACCAGCUGGCUGACACCACUGACGAGGACUCGGACUUCUUCAGUAACAUGCGGCACAUCCAGCGACACCGGCGGGCGAGGGCGCUGACGAGGCUGGUGGACAAGCUGGCGGGCAGCACCCUCACCCUGGCACCACAGACACUGACAGACUACGUGGUGCCGAUGGCCUCCGUCUACCUGUUCAAGGAUGAGUACGUUAGUGACGAGUACCUGAUGGGCAGCUGUGUGGCCACACUGGGGGCUGUGGCCAAGUGCCUUUCCUGGUUCCCCUACCAGAGGCUGCUGCGGUACUACCUGUCCGUGAUGCUGAAGGGGGACCUCAAGCACCUACGACUUGGAUUGAAGGUACUUGAUGCCAUCUUGGAGGCUUUUCAUGAAGAAGUGGAGGAAUGUGCUCUGCCAGGGAGGGCCAGGCUGGCAAAGAGGCAAGGAGAGAGCCGGGCCAGGCAGUGGAAAAAGGGCAAAGGAAAGAAGGGGAAGAAGGAAGGGUUAAGUAAACAAUCACUGGAGACUGAGGAGAAGGAAAAGAAAAGUCUACCAGAUAUAGAAGGAAGUGAUAAGGAGCAGAGCAAGGGUGAAGACACCAAAAUGGAAGUAGAAGAAGAGGAGAAAGAUGAGGAAGAAGAGAUGAAUGAGGAGGAGGAAGGGGAGGAAGAAGGGAAAAAGGGUAAGGACACAGGAGCCUCCAGUGCCCUCACCCGCCCCCAGAAGGUGUACCGUGCCCUGGUCACCUCCAUCAUUCCACAAUUACAGCGAACACUUGGCAACCGCACAAGGGCAGAAACAGAACACAAAUUGAACCGCAGCAAGAUCCCGGAGGACGAGGACAUCAAGCGCAUCCCUCUGGCCUUUGCCCUCAUUAAGCUGCUGAAGAAGAUGCCUCGUUCUGCCCUCAACGCCAAUGUCAACAGCGUCCUCAUGAAGCUGAUCACAUUCCUCAAGUGCAAGGCGGAGGGCAUCAGGGAAGAGGCUCGGAACAUGCUGGUGAAGGUGAUGGUGGAGCUCGGAGGACACUACCUGCCCUGGCUGGUGAAUGACCUCCGCAGCAUUCUGACCCGAGGCUUCCAGACACACGUCCUCGUCUACACCCUCCAUGCCGUGCUCUCCCAGCUGCGGCCGAGCCUUGAGCCGGGCCACGUGGAUGCCUGCAUGACCCAGCUGGUUGAGGUGUGCAAGGAGGACAUCCUUGGCCAGCAGGCAGAAGAGAAGAAGGUCAGCCAGAUCACCACCAAAGUGAAGGAAGCACGCAGUGACCGUGGCUAUGACAUCCUUCGCUUCACGGCUGAGUUCAUGUCCGGUGAGGGCCUGAGGGAGGUGGUGCUGCCCCUGAGGGAGGUGUUGGCCCACACGCAGGACAGAGCCAUUGUUGCCAAGAUGGCCCGUUGUCUGACCCGGGUUGCUGGUGGCCUGGAGCGCAACCAGAAUGUGACCAUCACGCAGAAGUCAGUGUUUGUGUACGGCAUACUGACGGAGAAGCUGCCGGAGCUGACAAAUGAUGCGGUGCAGAAGCCAAAGAAGGGCAAGAUUGAGCGGCCAGAUUCCUUCCUUCUCCCUCCUGAGCCAAAGAGAAUAAAAGUUGGCCCCAAGACCUCCCUCAAGGCCACAGCACACAUCCUGGUGGAGUUUGCCCUUCAGCUCCUCUGCAGCCUCAUGCGUCGGGGGCAGCUGCUCCCCUCAGACUCUUCACACGUGGCCCUCCUGGACCCCUAUGUGCCUCUCAUGACCCGCUGCAUCAACUCAGACCACCCGGAGGUCAGCAUUCAGACCCUCAAGUGUGUCAAUUGGCUGAUCAAGUUCCCCCUGCCAUCCCUGCAGAAGGAGCUGAAAAAGAUAUGUGGACAGAUGUUCGUGGUCCUGCACAAGUACGCCUCACCUGAGCUGGCCCACGGGAAGCUGUACGACCUAGUGCAGCUCUCCUUCAAGACCCUGGCGGUGGUGGUGCGCAACGUGGAGACUUACAUGCUCACGGAGGAGGAGGUGGAGGUGCUGCUGGGGUAUGUGUCGGGCAGCUUGGAAGACUCUCGGCAGCAGCAGACAGCUUUCAGCGUCCUGCAGGCGGUGCUGGCCAGGAAGAUGGACUCGGCCAGCCUCCAUCAGCUGCUGGCCCGAGUGAAGGAGAUGAGCAUUACGUCACCCCGGCAGUACCCCCUCCAGCAGGCCAGGGUCACCUACCACACCUACCUCCUCACCUACCCCAUGAAGCCCCGCCGCAUCACCUCAAACAUCUUCUUUUUCCUGGACAAUAUUGCAUACCCAGUGGAGGAAGGAAGACUGUCAGCAGCCACCAUGAUCAGCGCCAUUGUGGCCAACUUCCCGGCCAAGCUGAUCACCCGCUCCGUGGAGACCAGCUUGUGGUUCAAGGUGUCAGAGCAGCUGAUGAAGGAACACUCGCGGGCCAUUCGUGCCUUGCUGCAUAAGAUUCUCAGGGCACUGUUUGAGCGGUCCACACGGAGGGAAAUGUUGAUAGACUUAUGCCUGAAGCUGAUGGUGGAGACUGAAGGUGCCACACCUGACUACACAGCCCUCCAGGUGGCCAGCAAGUCCCUCUCUGCCUUCUUGGAUGUUCCUGUCAAACUGAUGCCUAAGAGCCUCCUGUCUGUGGUCCUCCCAAGGGUGGUGGCCCUCAUCCACCCUGCUAGGUACAUCACCAAUCUUGGUGCUCAGGAGGUCUCGUCAGACAUCCAGGCAAUGGACACCUCUCUGGUUGCCCUCCUGGAAGUCUUGGGAAAACUGGUGGGGGCCUUCCUGACCCAUGCAGAGUGGAGUACGUAUGCCAAAGAUGAGCUGUGGGAGAAUGUACGCAGCCAUUUGUCAUAUCCUCACCUGCAUGUGCGCUUGAGUGUGGCAUCUUUGGUAGGGCAGCUGCUGGCAGCUCACCCAGUGGAGGGCGAGUCAUCCCCUCCCCUGGCAGCUACCCCGGAGCAGGCGAGGGAGCUGGCGGUGGUGCUGUGUGAACUUCUGAGGACGCAGGCCGGCUCAGAGACACAGCUCCUCACUCAGCUGUCUCUAGCAGCCGUGAGGAACUUGAUUUACCUGAUACGACACUCUGUGAAGGUGCCACUGGGGAAGAGGACGCCCAAGACUGAAGACUGUGAUGGCAAGGAUGACGAGGAGCAGCAUGGGGAGGGAGGGGAGAGUGGGGAAGAAGAGGAAGAGACUGGGGAAAGCAUAUUGCAGGGGAGAGACACUAAGCAUAUCAUGAAUGGAAGAAAACAGGAAAAAGAAAAUAUGAAAGACAGAUUAAAAGGUGGAAGGAAAAGCCAAGUAAACUUCACUCAGACAUCAGCCUCCAAGAGAAGAAAAAACAGUGUGGAGAGUGAGGAGGAAGAAGAAAACGAGAUGAUGGAGCACUCAGAUACAGAAGUGGCAACUGAAGAUGAAAAAGAACCACAUAUACAGAAUGAACACAAGGAUGAAGGAGAGAAAGAUCAAAUGAAAGGUGAGGAAGAGGAAAAGGAUGCUGCAAAGGAUAGCAAGUCACUGGUGUCAGCUGCAGUCUGGGUCCUGUAUCGUGUUGGAAACAUGGCAUACGAGGAGCUUAAAGUAGCAGGGUCGGAGCGCACCGUCACUCGAGAGGCCCUCCUGAACCUGAUGGCCGGCCUGCUGGUGGUGGCUGGACCCGAUGCCAAGGCUCCUCGUCUCCUCACAUACAUAAUCAAGCACUUGGCGAGGGAACUGACGGACGAACACCUGCCAGAUGCCUUGAAGGAGAGGACGAGGGAGGUUGCCAACUUGGUGAAGGAGAAAGUGGGUGUGGAGACUUACACAAGACACCUGACAGCUGCCCAGACCGCCCUCGCCAGGAAGAGGCUUGACCGCCGUGCCCAUGAGCUCCAGCAGAAGGUGGUCAACCCGCACCUCGCCCAUCGCAGGAAGAAGAAGAAGCAGGAGGCGUUGAAGGAGUCCAGGAAGAGGAGGAUAGCAGAGAGGAAGGGCAAGAGUGUAAAGGGAGGCAAGGGCAGUAAGGAUGGGAAGGCUACCAAGGACAAGGGCAAGAGCAAGAAGCCUACAAUGAUGGGUGAGGUUCUGGUGAAGGAGUGAGUAAGCCUUCCAUUAGUGCUGUCCGAGUUGAUUAUGACGCCAUUGUUUGUUAUUUAUAUAUCCGUUAUUAGGGCAGAUAGGUACAUUUUUUUAUAUCAAAGAAGAAUCAUAAAUGGGUUUUUUUUUUGUCGUUUUUUAUUUUUUUAUUAUUGUUAUGUCAUUGUCAACAGAGCAAAUAGGUACAAUUUUUUUUAUAAUGAAAGAAGAAUCAUUGAUGGUUUCUGUUUUUAUUAUUAUUAUUAUUAUUAUCAAUUUAAACAUACUGUACAUAGUUGAAUUUUAUUACUGAUGUCACUAAACUAUCAUUUCUUUAGCAUUGACUUCUAUUGUUUCAUUGUUAAUUUAUUGUUUGCUGAUGUGGCAAUAUAUAACUGCCUUCUUUUAAUUAAUGGAGUUGUUAUAAUUGUAAAAACGUAAUAAUUAUAAUUUAACAAAGAGGACAACAGUGGGGAAGGGAGGGAGGGGGGGGGGAUG
Molecule: messenger RNA, 9798 nt
Organism: Eriocheir sinensis (Chinese mitten crab)
Lineage: Eukaryota; Metazoa; Arthropoda; Malacostraca; Decapoda; Varunidae
Product: small subunit processome component 20 homolog
Exons: 4
Coding region: 319-9324 (3001 amino acids)
Cellular component (GO): small-subunit processome; nucleolus; 90S preribosome
Source: RefSeq, a predicted model, not a curated record